Austrofundulus limnaeus is the source of this 1126-nucleotide messenger RNA. Its product is annotated as forkhead box protein D2. NCBI's taxonomy places the organism in Eukaryota, Metazoa, Chordata, Actinopteri, Cyprinodontiformes, Rivulidae. Gene Ontology annotation, biological process: regulation of transcription by RNA polymerase II; anatomical structure morphogenesis; cell differentiation. The record is from RefSeq and is a predicted model, not a curated record. Gene Ontology annotation, molecular function: DNA-binding transcription factor activity, RNA polymerase II-specific; RNA polymerase II cis-regulatory region sequence-specific DNA binding.
CUUUAGAAGGAGAAGGGAGGUGAAGUUGAAAUGGGGAAAAGGAGGUCCACUCUGGACUGAUCUUGGACCUUGGACGCAUGGAGGAGGCCGACCAUGCGAGGGACAUGAGGUUUCCGGUGCGCCCUGAAGGCAGCGCAGACCCGGAGACACGCGCGUCCCGUCCCCCUCCUGGACCCCUGCAGGAUGGAGGUCCGAGCAGGAGACCCGCCUGCAAGCCUCCGUAUUCCUACAUCGCCCUGAUCACCAUGGCCAUCCUGCAGAGCCCGGAGAAGAGACUGACCCUCAGCCAGAUCUGUGAYUUCAUCACCCGCCGCUUCGGCUACUACCGGGACCGGUUCCCCGCCUGGCAGAACUCCAUCCGUCACAACCUGUCCUUAAAUGACUGCUUCAUUAAAAUCCCACGGGAGCCCGGGAACCCCGGGAAGGGGAACUACUGGACCCUGGACCCCAUGUCGGCUGACAUGUUCGCWAACGGCAGUUUUCUCCGCAGGAGGAGGCGCUUCAAGCGGCUGCGCUCCUACCUGAAGGAGCGCCGUCCGGUGCCGGGUUCUCCUCCUGCGCUGUUCGGAUCCGGCCUCGACCUGGACUCGGGGAGUUUUCUGGGUCCCCAGGCUUUUCCCGGCAUCCCACCUGUGGGCAGCAUCAUCCCAGCGCUGUCGUCACUCCUCUGCAGGAGGUCCCUGUUCAUGUUGGAGCAUUUGGACCCGGACCGGCGAGCCCUGGUCCAGUCUUUGGCCCCGAACUCUGUCAUGUCUCCUCCYGCGCUGCACGGAAUGAUUCCCGGCUCGUCUGCUGUUCGGUUUCCCCAUCAAACCUUCACCAGUUGAGUUUAAGAUGAACUGAAAAUAUCUGGCACCAAACAUUAAUUUAAUUUUUAUUAUGGUUGAUUCAUUCUUCUGGUUUAUUUCAAUAAGGUCCUAUAAAGGUUUUUGUUUUAUAAUUUAUCCUUAAGAUUGACUAAUUUGAAAAUAUCAAAUGAAACAAAAUCAACAUGUUUUGUUGAUCUGAUAAAAAAAAUAUAAAUAGGCUACAACAUUUAUGACUAAUCACAGCAUGGUCAAUGCUUUAAAAAGGAAGAAACAGCAAUGAAUUAGAGUAAAAAUUAGACAAAAAGCUUUUAUAUUUA